Messenger RNA from Callorhinus ursinus (northern fur seal), 796 nucleotides. RefSeq names its product placenta enriched 1 (gene PLAC1). The record is from RefSeq and is a predicted model, not a curated record. NCBI's taxonomy places the organism in Eukaryota, Metazoa, Chordata, Mammalia, Carnivora, Otariidae.
UGCCUGAUCGGCCACAGGGAUGAAAGUGUUCGAGUUGAUAGGAGGGAUGGUCAUCCUCACCUCUGUGUUUUCGGCCUGUGCGGCACAAAGCCCAGUGACUGUGCUGUGCUCCAUAGACUGGUUCAUGGUCACCGUGCACCCCUUCAUGUUGAAUAACGACGUAUACGUGCACUUCCAUGAGUUACACUUGGGCCUGGGCUGCCCUGCCAACCACGUUCAGCCACACGCCUACCAGUUCACCUACCGCGUUACAGAAUGUGGCAUCCGGGCCAAGGCUGUGUCUCUGGACAUGGUCAUGUACAGCACAGAGCUGCACUAUGCUUCCAAGGGGACCUCUUCGAAGUACACGAUCCCAGUGUCCUGCACUGCUCCCCAACAGUCCCCAUGGCUUGCUCCGCCCUGCUCCGUGAGAGUAGCUGGUGGGACAGGCACCGCCACUCAGCUCGGCAGGGCAAGCUAUGACGUGUUCACCUUGUCGCAGUCCAGCCAAAGGCCUGACUGCGACUGUCCGCCUUGUGUCUUCGGCGAAGAGGAGUGUACCCAGGCCCCCCGGCACCAAGCGGAGGCUCAGGAGGGCCAGCUGGUGCGGCCGUCUGCCUCUGUGGAUGUUUCUGAAGACUGGUCUCUUUGCUUGGAUGAUUUCAUUGAGUCCAUGUGAUCCCCGGCUUUGGGGUCUCCUGUAGAUGCUUUUUCUAACAUGAGUAUGUAAUAUUUUCUAAUCUCAGACAAGUAAGUGGUUUUGGUAGCCCCUUUAUGAGUGCCUUUGAGAGAGGGCAGCUCGUGGUAUUUUCAUGAA